AUGGGUGCCAAAGAAGGAUCGAUUUCAUGCUUUCAUGUAAACCUUCGAUUAGAUGGAAUAAUUUCGUUUCUUGCGGGUCUACAAGUGGUCAGGGUACUCUGGGAAAUCUGGGCUUCUUUAGACAACACAUGGCCAAGUGCUCUCGAUAGAACCAUUAUGCCAACUGUGUAUGGAUCCUGUAUUCUCAGUAUUAUGUUGAUGAUUAUUAGUGUGUGUACUACUUGGGGAGUUUACAAGAAAAAUAUAGCUGCAAUAAACAUCAGUUGGUGGACUUAUUACGUCUUGACUGUACUGGCAUUCUUCAACAGUGCAGGACACCUUUCGAUUAUAUGUGUUACCAAGGGAACCUUUGUGGCCGAGUGUAUAAAAGAAUCUUCUGUGAAUCUUGUUCUUUCGGCCUGUCUGCAACGUUGGGAAGCAUUAUUGGUGUGGGCUACAGUAUCCACCAUGCUGGGACAAAUAGUCAAUAUUGGAUUUACAUAUUGUGUAUAUCGUUACAGAAUACUCCACCCUGCUAAACUUGACAUGACUCAAGUCAGGCCUGGUGUCUUGCCUCUACACCGAACCGAACGAUCCAUAAUUGAUGACGAGGGUUUUCAGGUUGUAGAAUUGAAAUAG
Phycomyces blakesleeanus NRRL 1555(-) is the source of this 618-nucleotide messenger RNA. RefSeq lists its product as hypothetical. NCBI's taxonomy places the organism in Eukaryota, Fungi, Mucoromycota, Mucoromycetes, Mucorales, Phycomycetaceae. The record is from RefSeq and is a predicted model, not a curated record. The transcript has 5 exons. The coding region runs from base 1 to 618 and encodes 205 amino acids.